Sipha flava (yellow sugarcane aphid) is the source of this 2227-nucleotide messenger RNA. Its product is annotated as protein mab-21-like. The coding region runs from base 406 to 1521 and encodes 371 amino acids. The transcript has a single exon. The record is from RefSeq and is a predicted model, not a curated record. Lineage: Eukaryota; Metazoa; Arthropoda; Insecta; Hemiptera; Aphididae.
CGGUCGACGGGACCGCAGUCGCGAACAGUAGUACUACGUUAAACGUGUCGCUAGCCGUAUCCUUAACACUGCACGGUUGCUUGAAGGUCCCCGUCCGUUCUGAUCACGUUUGCGCCGCGUUCCGUAGCCUCGUGGUGUGCACCGCAAAUACUUGUCCGUCUUGUACCGUCCACAUUUAAAUAUUCGCACGUGCACGACGGCCCUAGAGUCGAAAUUUAACACGGUACCGAUUGUGAUACACACGUGCGAGCACCGUUACGCCGAUCACGGUGUGGGUGGGCGCACGCACAGUCCGCGGGACAGUGAUACGCAUCGUUCGAACGACGUGAUCGCACGGUGGUCAUGCGAGCCGUGGUUGGCGGCACCGCAGCGGAAGUAGCCGAGUUGAGCUGGUGACCAGACGACAUGAGAUACAGCGAGAGCAUGCUCGUGCCGCAGGAUAUGUUGCCCGCGCAGACAAAAAUGUCGUACCAGCUGUCCAAGUUUUGGGCGGAGAGGGUGAUGUGCCGGAAAGCGGCCACGGCCAAGACAAUCCGGGAAGUGUGCAAGGUGGUGCAGGAUGUGCUACGCGAGGUGGAAGCCCAGGAACCGCGGUUCAUCUCGUCGCUGGUCGAGUGCAACGGUCGGUACGAGGGCCUCGACGUGGUGUCGCCCACCGAGUUUGAGAUCGUGCUCUACCUGAAUCAGAUGGGCGUACUGAACUUCGUGGACGACGGCUCGCUACCCGGAUGCGCGGUGCUGAAGCUAAGCGACGGCCGCAAGCGCAGCAUGAGCUUGUGGGUGGAAUUCAUCACGGCGUCCGGGUACCUGUCGGCGCGCAAGAUCCGCUCGCGGUUCCAGACGCUGGUGGCGCAGGCGUGCGACAAGUGCGUGUACCGCGACUCGGUCAAGAUGAUCGCGGACACUAGCGAGGUGAAGCUGCGCAUCCGUGAGCGGUACGUGGUGCAGAUCACACCGUCAUUCAAGUGUGCUGGCAUCUGGCCCCGGUCGUCUGCGCACUGGCCGAUCACGCAGAUCCCAUGGCCGCACCCCAGCCUGGUGGCCGAGGUCAAGACCGAGGGCUUCGACCUGCUGUCCAAGGAGUGUGUGACGCUGCACGGCAAGCAGUCCGCCCUCGAGGGCGACGCGUGGGUCAUGUCGUUCACGGACGUGGAGAACCGGCUCAUGUACGGCGGAUGCCGCAAACGGUGCCUGAGCGUGCUCAAAACGCUCAGGGACCGACACCUGGACCUGCCUGGCAACCCGAUCACCAACUUCCACGUAAAGACGCUGCUGCUGUACGAGUGCGAGAAGCACCCGCUAGACGUGGAAUGGGACGAACCGUGCCUGAGCGACCGCAUCAACGGCAUCCUGCUGCAGCUCAUCUCGUGCCUGCAGUGUCGCCGGUGCCCACACUACUUCCUGCCGCACGUCGACCUGUUCAAGGGCAAAGCGCCCAGCAGCCUGGAAAACGCGGCCAAGCAGACGUGGAGGCUGACGCGCGAGCUGCUCACCAAUUCCAGGGCUUUCGACACGCUCUGAUCCAAUCCACGCCCACGGUAUAUCACACGCCGUGUAUACAAGCCGGUUAUUUAUUUUUGUUUUUUUUUUUUUUUUGUGGACAUUCACAAUAUUGCACACGUUUCGUUAUACUAUUACUAUUAUUAUUAUAAUGACGAUCAUCUCACGUUUUACAAGUGCAUAUAUAUCAUAUAUAUCAUAUAACAUCGUCGAUAUCGGGCCUCCAAUGAUAUCCCAUUUUAUAUGAGCAAUCGUCGCGGCGUAUAGUUUUUGUAACAUCCACGUGUUUCUCGAAAAUUAAUUGUUCUGUUAGUUCGCUAUUAUUUCGUACAUAACGUUAGAUUCGAUUUGCCGUUCAUACGCUGGUAGAGCAGACGUGCAGGGCCGGCUUUAGGUCUUUCAGCGCUCAGUGUAAGAAUUAUUUUAGCAAUCCUUCAUCUUAAACGACAAACAUUUAACUUAAACAGUCAGAAUUUUGGGAGCUGGAGUGGCUUCAUUAAACAAAUUAUAACUUAAUAUUUAGCAUGCAUAAUCAUAAAUGCUCAAAAUAAUUGUUCAAACUUGCAUAUUUGCCACAUAUUUAUAAUUCAUUCAGAGAACAAACAUAAUAAUACUUGUAAUAAUGUAAGAAUAUUGUAUGGAACUGUAAUUGUACCUAAAAGCGCGACCAAUCCUUGCAUGUUGAUGAAUAAUAAAUAAAUGAUAAUUAUAAUAAUAAUCAAAUCUA